CCCCAAGGGCCGCCCUCGCCUGGGCCGAUCCACCUAUAUAUAAACUUGUGCUCCUCUUUCGGCUCGUAUCACACCCACAAUUUCCCACUCAAAAACCGGAACGUGCAAUCCCACCAGUGUCCAGUGCUCACAUCAGGUAAUCGACACAGCUCUCCAGCCAAGCUAGCACAACAAGCCCAAUCAACAGAACAACAACAACAACAGGCGGCAUGGCGCUCGCGGAGGGGAACAACGGCGCGGUCGUCUUCAGCGAGGAGCAGGAGGCGCUGGUGCUCAAGUCGUGGGCCGUCAUGAAGAAGGACUCCGCCAACCUGGGCCUCCGCUUCUUCCUCAAGGUCUUCGAGAUCGCGCCGUCGGCGAAGCAGAUGUUCUCGUUCCUGCGCGACUCCGACGUGCCGCUAGAGAAGAACCCUAAGCUCAAGACGCAUGCCAUGUCCGUCUUUGUCAUGACUUGCGAGGCGGCGGCGCAGCUUCGCAAGGCCGGGAAGGUCACAGUGAGGGAGACCACGCUCAAGAGGCUGGGCGCCACGCACUUGAAGUACGGCGUCGCAGAUGGCCACUUUGAGGUGACGGGGUUCGCGCUGCUUGAGACGAUCAAGGAGGCGCUCCCCGCUGACAUGUGGAGCCUCGAGAUGAAGAAAGCCUGGAGCGAGGCUUACAACCAGCUGGUGGCGGCCAUCAAGCAAGAGAUGAAACCUGAUGCCUAGUGCGACCACUUUUUAGCUUCAAAUUGACCCAUGACGCAGCACCGUCUCAAAUGUACCGUCGCUUGAUUUGCCGAUUAACUCGUGUGAUCUUGCACUUUACCAGUUUCUCUCUGGAGAAGCGUCUGUUAUUAUUUUUGUGAGAGCUUGUAUACUGUCUUUUCUUGAAUGUGAUUAGUAAUAAAUAAAGAUGUAGCAUUCUCCAUUUUGUUA
Messenger RNA from Sorghum bicolor (sorghum), 917 nucleotides. RefSeq names its product non-symbiotic hemoglobin. The transcript has 4 exons. Gene Ontology annotation, molecular function: heme binding; oxygen binding. Bases 210 to 707 code for a protein of 165 amino acids. NCBI's taxonomy places the organism in Eukaryota, Viridiplantae, Streptophyta, Magnoliopsida, Poales, Poaceae. The record is from RefSeq and is a predicted model, not a curated record.